AUGGGUGCUCUUGCUAUCGAUGGCAACGACAGCCCCUUGCCUCAGCUGUUUGCCAACGAUGGUCCAUUGGCACCAGAGAGUGUAACCCGUCUGAAACCGUCCUCGCCAGACGAACCGGUCGAGGACCUCCUAGCUCGUCUACACAGAGAUGGCUACCUGUUUCUCAAACAGCUUCUGCCCCGAGCCGACGUGCUGAAGGCACGAGAGGAGUAUUUCAAGUUCCUGUCUCCCACUGGCGUCCUCAAACCAGGUUCCGCGCCUGUCGAUGGCAUCUAUGAUAGCUCAAAGGACACCUCUGCCUUUCCCGGCAUAGGCGCUGGCUCCACCGGACAGAACUCUCGCCCCGACGCUGAGCAGGCCCAGCUAUUCGUAGAUCUGGCAAUCGAUGCACAUCGCAAGGAGUGGUACACGGAGACCUUUUGCCGGAACCCUGUUCUGACAGCGUUCAUUGCCCGCCUGACUGGCUGGGGCGACAAGACGUUGCUCUUCCGGCGCAGCCUGCUGCGCAACAAUAUCCCCGGCACGAAGGCCAUCGGUGUGCACUAUGACCAGAUCUUCCUGCGCUGGGGUGACCUGUCGAACCUGACGGCGUGGUGUCCGAUGGGGGACAUCAGCAUCGAUGGCGGGGGGCUGAUCUACCUGGAGGGCAGCCAGGAGCUGGGCGAGCAGCUUGAGAAGGACUUUUUGGAGAGAGCUAGGAAGGAAGGCUUCUCGGAGACGGAGACUAAGAAUGCGUUCAACCGCAACAUGCUGUCCAACGGACUGCUUUCCAACAAUCCGGCUGAGUUUGGGCAGAAAUAUGGAAAGCGGUGGAUGGCGUCCGACUACGAGGCUGGAGACGUGGUACUCCAUUUACCUUAUAUGCUCCAUGCAUCGACCAUCAACUAUAGCCCCGAGAAUGUCAUCAGACUGGCAACCGAUAUCCGAUUCUGCGACAGCUCCAGACCCUAUGAUAAGAGGUGGUGUAACUUUUUUGAUGUGAAGUGA
This is a messenger RNA of Penicillium lagena, 987 nucleotides long. RefSeq names its product phytanoyl-CoA dioxygenase family protein. The transcript has 2 exons. Bases 1 to 987 code for a protein of 328 amino acids. Lineage: Eukaryota; Fungi; Ascomycota; Eurotiomycetes; Eurotiales; Aspergillaceae. The record is from RefSeq and is a predicted model, not a curated record.